AUGAAGGCACCGGUUCCAUUUUCGCCACAGAAUCUUAAAUACGUCUCGUCGCUUUAUAGACGGGCGCUUCGAACCGCUCAUGAUUGGAUUAAUAGAAACGAUUUCUAUAGAUCCAAGGCUGCCGAGAUUAAACUUCGCUUUGAGCAAAAUAAAGCCAUUUCCGAUCCAUUGGAACUUAGGGAUGUGCUACAUAAAACAGAGGAGAUGUUGGCCAAAUUCCAGCAUCCGGAUCCUAUUAUUCCACCAAAGAGACCGGGCGGAAUUAUGUAUGACAGGAAUGCUCCUCCGAGAUAUGAAAAGGGUCCCGAGAACUUCAAGAACACUGUCUGA
Molecule: messenger RNA, 330 nt
Organism: Brettanomyces nanus
Lineage: Eukaryota; Fungi; Ascomycota; Pichiomycetes; Pichiales; Pichiaceae
Exons: 2
Coding region: 1-330 (109 amino acids)
Biological process (GO): mitochondrial electron transport, NADH to ubiquinone
Source: RefSeq, a predicted model, not a curated record